This is a messenger RNA of Dovyalis caffra, 243 nucleotides long. The record is from the annotation of a GenBank genome assembly. NCBI's taxonomy places the organism in Eukaryota, Viridiplantae, Streptophyta, Magnoliopsida, Malpighiales, Salicaceae.
AUGCAAGCUUAUCCUUUACUUUUUUUUAGAGCUAGAGCGUACCGCUAUUUUAAUAAUAAGGAAAAGUUUAUGGAUGAAGUAAUCGGAGUGACAAAUGGUUACGGUUGCAGAAACCGGAGAAAGUCGAGAACCGUCGGUUACCUUUUGAAUCAAAGUAGCGACAAGCCGAGUACUACGACUACAGGGGGGAAGCUUUGCUUCGUAGACAGCUUCGCUUCCUCGUCGCUUCUUUCUGGCGACUAG